AGGGGGUGGGAGGUGACCAGCAGGACACCAGCAGGCGUCAAAUUGGAGACCGGAAAAAGAUGGAACGUGAAGAAACGAAGCACUAUGUCUCGACCAUCGACAAUGAGCGAGGAUGUGGGUGACCCAGUGACCCAAAUUGGGGGCAAGUACCGACGACGACCACGACCGUCGAACCGUCGAUCCGUCCGUCGAACCAUCGAAGACCGUCGUGUCUAGAAUACUGAACCAAAGUAACUGGUCCGACGAAGAAGAGUUCCAAUAUCCAUCAAACGAAUAAACGCCUAACGUUAAAACGCUAAAACGUUAAAACGCUAAAACGCUAAAACGCUAAAAUAUUGCAAACAGUCAUGCAGUAUCGGCUGUGUUUUUCUUUUGCUCUACUACUGGUGUUUGUUGCUACAUUUUCACCAGCUCGCACCGCCAAUAUAUUAGAUCUGCUAUGGAACGGUGAAGAAGAAGUGGAAAAACGCGAGGAAUCGGCCGAUGAUUCAUCGCAGAAGAGCUGUAUCUGCAACGGUCCAGCUUGUAUGUGCUGCGUGGAUUUCAACCUAACCUACAUCGACCUAGGUGGGCCAGGAUGCGUACAAAUGAAAUACAUCUCGCAAUCAGAAGGAAUUUCAGUGAAUGUAUCUUAUGGCGACAGUCUGUUACACAGCGCAGAUGUAAAAGGUCAGAAUCCGGAGCCUACAUGUAUAUCCCUACUUGUAAAUUUUGCCCAAGUAUGUGCACGUUUUUCGGACCUGCAACCUAAGGAUGAUGGACUGAGGGGUUGUUUAUUGUUAGAACCAAAACUGUUGGGCGACGUUACGACCAGUUUUAAUAUAGGAUGUUUUACUAUGGGGCCACAAGGAAUGAAGCUGGAGGAAACGAAUACCACUUUUACAACCCUGACGGAAAAUGAGAAUGGGAACGCUCUCAGCAACUCGACACAGUCCGAAUCGGAGGGACUCAAUGAGGAAGAACUAAUAGCCGCUGUAAAUGAAUCGGCCGAACAGGGCCUGGUUUUCUUCGGAAAUCUAUUGGGUAUAACAUUUGGUAAACCGGAAGCCAACGAUACUAAUGCCGAGACAACUACUCAGAUAUCCACUUCCACAACUAUCGAGCCUGUUUCCACAAAUGCGCCACAGUCACAUUCACGGAAACUUGGACGGUUGUUUAAGACCCAUAAUCAACUUUAAAUUUAUUUGCCCCGUUUAACCCCGCUUUUGUUCUAUUAUCUAGAACGCGCAUACGUCAAGUAUUAUUUAUAUCAUGUUGUUAUUUAUUUAUUUAUGUGUUUAA
Molecule: messenger RNA, 1281 nt
Organism: Aethina tumida (small hive beetle)
Lineage: Eukaryota; Metazoa; Arthropoda; Insecta; Coleoptera; Nitidulidae
Exons: 4
Coding region: 348-1178 (276 amino acids)
Source: RefSeq, a predicted model, not a curated record